UCUCCUGCACUGUCUAGCCCAAAGCAUUUUAGGUUCACUACUGGAGUUGGCGGUCUUCUUUUUAGGUGUCCUCUCUCAAAGCACACCACUAAUGAUCCAUCUAAGCUUACAAAUUCAAAGUCUUUACACUCAGCCGACGCAGUUCUUCCCUGUCUGAAUAGGUCAGAUCUUCGCUCAGCUAAUGUAACUUCAGAAUAUCUGACUCAGAUAUUGACUAAUCUCAGCCUUGUUGGCAGAGUCAGCACUAAAGUAAAGUGUCCUUUGAUUUUAUCAAAGCUUGCUGAGAUUCCUGAAAGUGCGUCGAUCAAAGAAAAAGAAGCCUUGCUGCGCACAAUCUUUUUGCCUCAGUUGAUUACUUUGGUGCAGACUAGCUCCCCUUUAAAGGGCCAACUAAUAUUUCAUAUACUCUUCUCAUACCCAGAUGUCCUUAAUUUCCAGUUUGGUCCUGACCUGCCAGCUGUGAUCAUCUAG
Molecule: messenger RNA, 471 nt
Organism: Protopolystoma xenopodis
Lineage: Eukaryota; Metazoa; Platyhelminthes; Monogenea; Polystomatidea; Polystomatidae
Source: the annotation of a GenBank genome assembly